Messenger RNA from Talaromyces atroroseus, 1230 nucleotides. RefSeq lists its product as hypothetical. The record is from RefSeq and is a predicted model, not a curated record. The transcript has 2 exons. Lineage: Eukaryota; Fungi; Ascomycota; Eurotiomycetes; Eurotiales; Trichocomaceae. Bases 1 to 1230 code for a protein of 409 amino acids.
AUGGCUCCAUUACUUCAGAGUCUUUUUGCACGUCGCGAGUUCGACCCUGGCGCUCCAGCCCAUGCGUUCGCCGAGGAAUGGUCUAAUCCGUCAAACUAUGCAUUCACCAUCCUGCUCUUACUCGGCGGUGAUUUGAUAAAUCGCGCUCUAGCACAGCUAGCAGGUGGCAUGAUUACCCCUGUAGCUUUUUCAUUUGGCUGGGUUUCUUACGCGACUGCAUCUGUCUGCUCAGCGCUCGGCGAGUACAAGCUCAUGCCCGAUGCCGAUACUGGAUGUUGCAUCAUCAAUGGCAAAAAUGGCUUUGUGCGCGGAAACAAUUCAUGGGUCCUUGGACGCAUGAUGCGAGACUAUGAGUAUUGGAUGGGAAAGCCCGUCGAGGAUAAAACAGACUCUCUCAUUGAAGCCCGAUGGAAAUUUGACCAACAGAAAGAAGCACAAGAAUACCCCGGCUCAGGCAUCCAAGUACCUCGUCCCUCUCAAGCUGGUCUGGUUGUAAGCUUCUGGAAGCCCAGCACAACAAUCCCCCAUGGAGAACCCGGCCACGAUAUACUCCAUUGGUCCGGCUUGGUUGUCACUGUCGUUCAGCUAGGAAUUGCUGCCAUACCACUGGGUCUGACGGGUGACUGGGGAGUCUUGAUGAUUACCGGUGCUGCCAACAUUCUCUGCUAUUUUACCGGGGCCCUUUCGCAAUGGAAAAUCGAAAAAUGGGCCUGUCGGCGCUUGGAUCAUCGAAGCAACAAAAAUUUUGUACUUACGCGCGGGAACGGAGCCCAACAUGCGAUUGCCAUUAUCAGCAAUGGGCAUGGCUUGGAUCUGGAGGAUCUUGCCACUGGGUUUGCUAACAUUGACUCGCCAACCAUCACAGUAUUUGCACAGCUCAGCGUCAUCGUCCUCGGGGUCUUGUGGGUUGCACUGCUGAUCACUGCAUCAGGUCUGCUGGAUGACUCGUGGUAUCUAAUUGCCGUGGGAGGUAUAGGAAUGCUACAAAACAUUUUCGUCGCUGGCUGGAAGCGGACCCCACAGGCAUAUGGUGUGCCGCUUGAAUUCAUUGAUGUUGUAGGUGAUGUAAAGGUUAUGAAAACGCUCAUGGAGGUCGAGCGAAGAUACGAAAAGCUAGGUAAAAGCAUGUUGGGCACGUUCUUCCCUGGUGACCUGAGAGAAAACGAAGUGAACGAGUGGGCUGCUAUUGCAGCAGAAUGGAAGGAGAAAAAGGCUCAAGCUGCUAACUGA